This is a messenger RNA of Populus euphratica (Euphrates poplar), 2007 nucleotides long. RefSeq names its product cation/H(+) antiporter 15-like. Gene Ontology annotation, cellular component: membrane; endomembrane system. The coding region runs from base 1 to 2007 and encodes 668 amino acids. NCBI's taxonomy places the organism in Eukaryota, Viridiplantae, Streptophyta, Magnoliopsida, Malpighiales, Salicaceae. Gene Ontology annotation, biological process: regulation of pH; proton transmembrane transport. The record is from RefSeq and is a predicted model, not a curated record. Gene Ontology annotation, molecular function: antiporter activity. The transcript has 2 exons.
AUGGACCUGGGGAUAGUGAAGAGAGCAGGCAGGAAACCUGUGGUCAUAGGCUUCCUUACUUUCUUGUUUCCAGUAACGUUGAACCUGAUUGUGGCAGGAAUUCUUAGCGGAAAAAGGGAAAUGGACCCGGUUCUACUUAAGUCUAUUUGGCACGUUGCAAUUUUUCAAGCUGUUACCUCCUUUCAUGUCAUUGUCUGCCUUUUGGCUGAUCUGAAACUCGUUAACUCGGAGCUUGGCCAGUUAGCAAUAUCUUCAUCAAUGAUCAGUGGCAUGUGUAGCUGGGGCCUGGUUAUUGUGAUUUUAUUUAUAACAGAACUAAAAUAUGAGCCGUUUUGGAUUCUGCUGUGUCCUCUGUCGUUGAUUGUACUCAUAUUCUAUGUAUUGAGGCCCCUUAUGGUUAAGAUGAUUGCAAAAACCCCUGAAGGAAAACAGGUCAAAGAGGGAUACAUGUUGUGUAUCUUUAUCAUGGUAUUAGGAACUGCAUUUCUUAGUGAAGUCUUGGGGCACCAUGUGGUAUUUGGGGCUACCGCUUUGGGCAUCGCAGUGCCUCAUGGGCCACCAUUAGGAACAGCAUUAGAGAACAAGAUUGAAUCAUUUGUUUCUUCGAUCCUCCUGCCAAGCUAUUUUGUGUUAAGUGUCUCACGCGUUGACCUCCUUUCGAUACAUUCUGAAACUGUGUUUGUUAUCAGUAUGUUUGGUUUAACUAGCUUCAUCGGGAAAGUUUUGGGUGGCAUGUUGCCUGCACUCUUCUUCAAAGUGCCUCCUGUUGAAGCAUUUUCACUGGGCCUUCUUGUCGACCGUCAGAUUUACAGUAUGAUGGUCAUAAACAUGCUUUUUGUGUCAGGAACCUUCACACCUGUAAUCAAAUUCCUUUACGAUCCAUCCAGACAUUAUAAAUCCAGCAAUAAAAGAACAAUCCAUCAUAUUAGUCUCAAUAUGGAGUUUCGCAUUCUGGCCGGCAUAUAUCACCAAGAUUCCACGCCUUGUAUGAUUAGACUUCUCGAGAUUUCCAAUCCAACAGCCAAGACUCCCAUGUGCUGUUACAUAGUCCACCUGGUCCAGCUCGUUGGCAGUUCAUCCCCACUCUUCAUGUAUCAUGAGCCUGGAGCAACUGCAAAACUCCCCACUAAGGAUUGCGGUCGCAUCAUAAAUGCCUUCAGAUUAUACGAGCAAGAGAGCAAUGGUAAUGUUAUUGUCAACUUAUUCACAUCCAUAUCGCCUUUUGCCUCUAUACACGAGGAAGUAUGUAGGCUUGCCGUGGAGAAGAGAACAUCCUUGGUGAUUAUCCCAUUUCAUAUGCAAUGGAGACUUCAUGGCAUAGAAGACAUCACAGAAGCCAGGGCUGUAAACCGUCAUAUUCUUGCAAAGGCCCCAUGCUCUGUAGGUAUCUUGGUUGAUCGAGGCACCUUAAGUGCCUCCAAACACCAUUUUGUAUACAAAAUUGGAAUCAUUUUUGUUCAUGGAAGAGAUGAUAGGGAAGCAUUAGCAUAUGGUUUGAGAAUGGCGAAACACGCAAAAGUUUCUCUCACUGUGAUCCAUUUGAUCGAUCCAGCCGAGGGAGCCGUGCUGUCUCUUGAUAUGGAUCUUGACGAUGAUAUUAUCACUGAGUUCAAAGCCGCAUCUGCUGGAAAAAAGCGUCAUUCCUACAUAACGGAAUUCGUAAAGGACAGUGUAGAAUUGAUUACUUUGAUUAGAUCUGUUCAAAAUUCCUAUGAUCUAAUUUUGGUGGGGAGACACCAUCGCAGCUUCUCACCAAUAUUUAUGGGACUUACUGAAUGGAAUGAGUUUCCAGAGCUUGGAUUCUUGGGAGACGUGCUAGCAUCAUCAGAUUCCCAGUGCCAGGUUUCUGUGCUUGUGGUGCAACAACAAGUGUAUAGAGCUGGAGACAGAAUGAAUAGUGCCAAAAACCUUUUGGAAGAUUCAGCAGAAACUGUAGAAAUAAUUUUUGAGUCCACCCAAGGGUGGAAAGACAUAGAUAUUAGUAGACAUAGGAUGCAACCACGCUAG